Molecule: messenger RNA, 813 nt
Organism: Aspergillus uvarum CBS 121591
Lineage: Eukaryota; Fungi; Ascomycota; Eurotiomycetes; Eurotiales; Aspergillaceae
Exons: 2
Coding region: 1-813 (270 amino acids)
Biological process (GO): mycotoxin biosynthetic process
Source: RefSeq, a predicted model, not a curated record
AUGUCCCCAAAACAGCAAGACUAUCAUCAGCUUCGACGCAGUUCGACCGACGAGGCCUUCGAAACUGAGAAUGAGACUAAGCCAGGUGCUGCCCAUCUGGAACCCGCACGAUCCCCGAACCCAAGAGCUAUAAUCCUCAGCGCCCUCUCCGUUACGGUCGUUCUCCUUGCCUGCUCCAACAUCACCUUCCUUAUCUACUGGCUCAGGAGUACCAAGCCAACAUCAACCCAGUGCGAGGGAGGUUCAUACUACGCCAGCCUCUACCGCACCAUUCCCCUCCCAAUUCAAGAACACACCGCAUUCGUCAGCGACAACGCCAGCGCGGUGGCGCACCUCUGGGAAGACGAGCUCAGCGGCGACCCGGGCGUCGUGGCGCUGGACGGCGAUUUCGUCCGGGAGAAGCAUCUCCCCGAGGCCAUGGCGUUCCCCUGGGAUCCGUCCAAGAGCGUGUAUCUCCUCCAGGGGUACCAUAAUCUGCAUUGUCUGCGAACCCUCUUCCGUUAUGCCUGGACGGCGGACCGCGGCCUCCCGCAACGCAUCGCGUUCAGCCACGUCCAGCACUGCCUGGACCAGCUGCGGCAGGAUGUCAUCUGCAACGCCGACGACACCCCGCGGUACGCGGGCCACCAGCAGCCCGGCGAUCCGCCCGGCACCGGAGCGGGCCAGGUCCGUCUGUGUCGCGACUGGAGCCAGCUGGAGCGAUGGGCCCGCGAGCGCACCGCCUGCUUCAAGCAUGAGGAUGAGGUCCCUGGCCGGAUGGUCGAUCGGUUCAAGUUCUGCCCAGAUGGGAGGGUGUUGUGGCCGGUUGAAUAG